AUGUUUGACUCAACGCCGGACACGUCUCACAAGGAGCAAAUUAGCCAAAUAAUUCGAUCGGUUUCCUUUAAUGAAGAUGGGUGCAAAAUCGAGGAAGAUUUUAUUGACUUCAUCAACUUUGACGGAAAAACUGGAAUUCUACUUGCUGAGAUGAUUCUAAAUAAGCUUAAAUCUGAUAAUCUUGAAAUUCAAAAUUGCCGUGGACAGGGCUACGACAAUGGAGCCAAUAUGAGUGGAAAAUAUCGGGGCGUCCAGGCCAGAAUUCACGAAAUUAACCCACUUGCAAGUUUUAUCCCUUGUGCUGCACAUUCCCUUAACCUUGUUGGACAGCACGCUGCUAGUAGUUUUCUUGCCGGGAAACUGAUUCUGGGGCAGAUUCAAAAUCUAUUCACAUUUUUCUCAGCUUCCACAUCCCGAUGGGCAACAUUAAAAAAGCAUGUCAAAAAAUCGCUGAAGGGUCAGUCAACAACCCGUUGGGCGGCCAGAGCUAUCGCAGUGUCCACACUUUUAGAUGAGUUCAAAGGAGUUAUAAUUGCUCUGGAGGAAUUAAUCAACUCAGACGAGUCAAAUAUUCAAACGGUAGCUGACGCUAGUUCCAAUUUGACUCAAAUUUGUACGUUCAAAUUUAUAUUGGGACUGAAUAUCUGGGCAUCGAUUCUUUCGCGAAUUAAUGAGGCUAACAUUGCAAUACAAUCAGAAACUACUUCAUUGGAUCAGGCCACAAAACACAUCGCAGGCGUUGUUGCUUAUCUAGAAGAAUUCAAACUAACGGGAUUUGAAUCAUCCGUUUCGAAGUCAGAAAUAAUAGCUGAAGAAAAUGGAAUAAAUCAAGAUUCUGGAUUUGAUUACAGAAAAAAUCGUGGCAAUAAACCAGCUAGGUUCCGAAUCGAGGAGAGUGAGUCACUUCAACAACCAAGUAACCUUGAGAAAUUUAAGAUUGAUUUUUUUAACAAUAUACUCGACAAGAUCUCUGAGGAAUUUCAGACUAGAUUUAAAACUAUGGCAGAAACUUUACACGAUUUUAAUUUUUUAUGGGGAGAUCGAUUAGCUAACGACGGAACGGAACAAAAAUUAAAAUGUACAAAGGAUCUUGCAAUGAAAUAUGAAAUAGACUUGGAUAUUACGGGUUUCGAAAAUGAAAUUAAACAUCUAAAGUCAGCUAUUGAACCAUUCUUGGAUCCCAAAGACAAGAAAUUAGGUUCUACAACUCCGCUAGAGAUUUUAAAUAUUCUAACGCCGUACCGCGACAAAGCUCUCCAGGCCGGACGAAACGUCGCUACGGGCCUGCCAUCAUAG
This is a messenger RNA of Folsomia candida, 1296 nucleotides long. RefSeq names its product zinc finger MYM-type protein 1. NCBI's taxonomy places the organism in Eukaryota, Metazoa, Arthropoda, Collembola, Entomobryomorpha, Isotomidae. The record is from RefSeq and is a predicted model, not a curated record. The transcript has 2 exons. The coding region runs from base 1 to 1296 and encodes 431 amino acids.